This is a messenger RNA of Hansenula ciferrii, 1209 nucleotides long. Its product is annotated as SUN domain-containing protein. The coding region runs from base 1 to 1209 and encodes 402 amino acids. Gene Ontology annotation, cellular component: cell surface; fungal-type cell wall. The transcript has a single exon. Lineage: Eukaryota; Fungi; Ascomycota; Saccharomycetes; Phaffomycetales; Wickerhamomycetaceae. The record is from RefSeq and is a predicted model, not a curated record. Gene Ontology annotation, biological process: fungal-type cell wall organization.
AUGAAAUACUCAAUCAUUCCUUUAUUGGCCUUAGCCUCAUCAGUUUUAGCUGCUCCUCAACCUCAUGCGCAUGAACAUCAUGUCCAUAAACGUGACCCAGCUGUUGUUUACGUUACUCAAACUCAAGUUGCCUAUGUUGAUGGUAAUGGUAACCCAAUCACUUCAACUAGUGCUGAAACUCAAACUCAACAAGAACAAACCGAAUCUGCUGCUCCAGUUGACAAGAAAGUUACCACUUUAUCUUCAUCAUCAAGUCAAGCUCAAGCUUCAUCAGCUACUACUGCUUCUUCAUCCCAAGGUGGUGAUGAUUCUUCUUCAUCUGCUUCUCAAACCUCAUCUCAAUCAUCUGCUACUUCUUCAUCAGGUAACGGUGGUUCAGGUGGUAUUUCAGGUGAUUUAAGUGCUUUCUCAGAUCCAACUGAAGAAUUUGAAGAUGGUAAAUACAGUUGUGAUUCUUUACCAACUGGUCAAGGUGUUAUUGCUUUAGAUUGGUUAAACUUUGGUGGUUGGGCUUCAAUCAUGAACAUGGAUGGUGAAACCUCAAAAUCUUGUCAAGAUGGUUACUACUGUUCUUAUGCUUGUCAAGCUGGUAUGUCUAAAACUCAAUGGCCAUCAAACCAACCAUCUGAUGGUAAAUCUAUUGGUGGUUUAUUAUGUAAAAAUGGUAAAUUAUACAAAUCAAACUCUGACAAAAAAUCAUUAUGUGAAUGGGGUCAAAAAUCUGCUAACGCUGUUAACAAAGGUAAAAAAUCAAUUGCCUUAUGUCGUACUGAUUAUCCAGGUUCUGAAAACAUGGUUGUUCCAACUGUUAUUGGUGCUGGUGAAUCAAAACCAAUGUCUGUUGUUAAUGAAGAAGGUUACUACCAAUGGAAAGGUGGUUCUACUUCUGCUCAAUACUAUGUUAACAAUGCCGGUAUUUCAGUUGAAGAUGGUUGUGUUUGGGGUGAUGCUUCAGGUACCAUUGGUAACUGGGCUCCAGUUGUCUUAGGUUCAGGUUACUCUGAUGGUAAAACUUGGUUAUCAAUUAUUCCAAAUCCAAACAACAAAAAUGCUCCAAACUAUUCAAUUAAAAUCCAAGCUGAAGAUGGUGCUACUUUGAACGGUGAUUGUUCAUACAUCAAUGGUAAAUACUCUGGUGGUUCAGGUUCAGAAUCUGAUGGUUGUACAGUUUCUGUUACUGGUGGUGCUGCCAACUUUGUCUUCUAUUAG